Messenger RNA from Spizellomyces punctatus DAOM BR117, 2434 nucleotides. RefSeq lists its product as uncharacterized. The coding region runs from base 1636 to 1938 and encodes 100 amino acids. Lineage: Eukaryota; Fungi; Chytridiomycota; Chytridiomycetes; Spizellomycetales; Spizellomycetaceae. The transcript has a single exon. The record is from RefSeq and is a predicted model, not a curated record.
CGGCUUGGGUUCUUGCACAUCAGCAGGAAUAUGCAUUUUGGGUUUCUUUAUUGAAAACAGUCUUUUUAACCCUUUUUGGGGUUUAGCUGGCGGUGGGAGGAUGACGAUCGAAAUGCGGCGACCUUUUGGUGCUUGAGAGGGUUUCUGGGAUUCACGUGGCUUGUAAGUGGGAGGAGAAGAAAUAGGGGAAUUGUACCCGCUAUCAAGACUUUCGUCACUCGCCCGACGUUCGAGGCGAGUCUCUGAAAGGUGUGUUCCCGAAUCGCGUUUAGUACGUGUGGUCGAGUGGGAGGUUUUGGAUGUCGAGGACGAAAUGGAGGGAGGGGGUUUCCGAACGGGAAUCUGGGUAUCGCCUCGCCGAACCCUUACAACGCGGAGUUGGGUUGCGUUAAAUGUGUAGGCGGAGGCAGGAAGGGCUUGGCUGAAUUGGGGUUUUUGGGCGGCGACCACAGAGAGGCGGGUAUUGUUGUCUGAUGUCUGUUUGAGGUGAGUGAGAGUGGGGAGCGUGGGUUUCAAGGAAGGAGAAGCCGGUUCGGCGGCUUUCCAUGUGCUUGGAAUACGAUCUGCAAUCCAUUUCGGAAGGACAGAGCUCGUGGUUGUUGGGUCGGACACGUCUUCCCAGUUGGCCUCAUCAGUCUCCGUCGUGGGUUUCGUGUCUGUCGGGGGUUUUGGGACCGGUUUUGACACUGGUAGUGUGGGACUCGGUGGUGACGGGACCGCUAGCGCCGUCGCCACAGAAGGAGGAGGAGGGAGGGGCUUAUCCACAGGUGAUUUCAACGCAUCAUCAUCGUCCCGAUCCUGACGAGUCGUAGCAGCAGGAGACUCAACUCCGCCGACCAUGGACACGGCACGUUUGGCUUGAGCAAUCAAGGCCGAGAGAUCUUGAGCGCUUUGCUCGAGGUUUCGCUCUCGCUCAGCGACCGUGAGUCGUUUGGCAUCCUUGACGUCAUCUGCACUUUUGUUGUUGGGUACGUCCUUUUCAAUCGGUACCGGACCGGGCGUGUCUUCUUCGUCAUCCGUCUCAUUGUUUCUGAUAUCAUCAAUCAAGCGAUCAAUACGUACAAUGACGCUCUUGCGGACACGCGAGUUUUGACGGACAAUGUCGCGUGUGGAAAUCGGAACUUGGGAAGACGUUCGAAUGGGGAUGCGAGAGCGGGGACGGACCGAGCGGGGCGAGGUCGGAGAAGACGGUGCAGAAAGUUGGUCGAGUUCUGCGAGGAGGGCCGUGAGGUUUUGGGAACUGGUAGACGAGUCGACGGGAGAGGGUGGUGCCUCGCGGCGAGCGCCGGCGGGCGGGAACCGGUUGGCCGCCUCACUCUCGCUCUCGCUAUCCUUCAAAGUGCGAUUCUCGUAGACGUCAUUCGGAUACGCGCGAUUCUCAUACGCCAGUGUCUCGUACGCGCGGUCCUCUUCUUCGCGCGUCUCGUACUGUUGCUCGUACCGAUCUUUGUAAUCAUACGCGUCGGACGCGUAGCUGUCCCGAUCGGAACGAUAUACAUUGUGCUCCAUCUCGUUCUCUUCUUCGAGAAUCAUUUCACUCGUUGAGGAGGGUCUCCACCCCGUCUGACUGUACAUGGAAAAGUGCUUAUUGUUUCUGAUGGGGUACUGUUGUUGGUCGUCAUAGGUUGAUUGGGGAUGCAGAGAGCUGUAAAGCGAGUCGUAGGACAUGCCGACUCGCUUGCGCCUAGAGCGGUCAUCGCUCCGCGAGACCAUGGAGGCGAUGGAGACGGUCGACGCCCUGACGGUGCGACGGCGACGCGACGAACGCGAGACGCGAUCGACAGUGUAAAUGAUUGUUUCAUUGUCGUCGUCGGCCAUGACGGGCGAAUAGGGAGCAAUGUGACGCGUUGCUUGGCGAGCGGCGGCCAUCCACUUGUUGCUUGUAUCGAGAAUGAUGGAAUUCCUUGGAUCGUGAGGGUCAUGCCAUGCGAUCGAUGAUGAGCGACGACGGUUAUAAAGUAGCGAUGACCUUUUGGAAACGGAAGAAGAGGUUCGCACGAGUUGACGUAGAUUCAAUGGAUCAUCGUCAUGAACCAAGUGAGUGGGACCCGAGAUGACGAGUUGUAUGGGGGCAUGAUCCUUGUUGAAUCGCUUUCGAAGGCUAGAUACAAAGGCCUUUGGACCACGACGGAUGCGCGAUAAACGUCGUUCGCGUGCCAUGUCUUUUUUGUUAAAAGUAUUUUGUUUUUGCAAGAGGCCUGGGCGAAAGAGCGUCUGCUGUCCGUUGCCUAUAAGAAUGAAUAAAAAGGAAGAAUGCGGAAAGCCAUCAUAAGAAUAAAAAAAAAACCAAGUAUCGUUUGAAUGAUGACAUAAGCAUAAUAAGAAUGAAACAUGCCGUGUUAAUGAGUGCCGCGUGUUGAAAUAUAAAGUAAGUUUUACAUUUAUUAUAAGGAUGGGAGCCAUCUGUGUGUGAAGAGUACAAAAGAGAAAGAGC